CAAAGAACUGUCUUGUCUCGCAUUGCCAGCUUCGCCAUGGAAGUUCAACAGCUUUUUACAAAUCUUAAGAAAGAAGCUGAAUGCCCUCUGUGUUUAGAGACAGUCAAUAAUCCCAAGACUUUGCCAUGUAUUCAUUCAUUCUGCCUUAAGUGUCUUGACAAACAUGCAAAUUUUGCAAGAAGACAGCUUCAAACGGCGAUCAAAUGUCCUGUUUGUCAGACAUCUUUUGAAAUCCCCGAAGACGACUCGUUCAAGAACUUGCCCGCGUCUUUCCAUCUCAACCGCCUGGUUGAUGUUCUUGCACUGAAAGAUGGCACCGCACAGGCCCAAAAAUGUGGCAGUUGUGAUGAGAACAACGCAGCAUCCAGUUACUGUUUUGUGUGCCUUUUAUUUCUCUGUACUUCCUGCUUUGAAGCUCAUCAGCGAGUGAAAACCUCAAGAGAUCAUCGCAAUGUUGUGUUAGAGAAAUUACUAGCGCAAGAUGUGGAAGAGUUGAUCCACAGACCCGUCAUGUGUUCGCAGCAAUAUCACGAAAAUCAGCCGCUGGAAUUUUAUUGCGAAGAAUGCAAGGUUCCUAUUUGCAUUAAGUGCAGUGUAGUUAGCCACAAUCGACAUACCAUAACAGACACUCAGAAAGCCGCACAAGUACAGAAGAUGCAAAUGGAGGACGCUUUGGAGAAAGUGAAAGCGGAAACAGUUAUUUACGACAACAAGAUAAGGAAGCAAACUGAGUUAAUGGAAAAGAGUAGGAACGAAGUAAUUUCAGCAGAAGAAAAGAUGACAGACGCUGUGGACGAGUGUAUCCGUCAAUUGCAAGAACAUAAGAAAACUAUGAAGGCCAAGUUUGCUGAAAUUCAUAAAGGGCAACAAAAACAUCACGCAAGAAGACUAGAAAACUUUGAGUUUGCUCUGGCCCAAUUGAAAGGUUGUGUUGAACAAGGCGAGAGUAUCGUCAAAAGAAACAUCAGUGCUGAAAUUCUACAAACUAACCAGGCCAUUAUUGGACGCUGUGAAGAACUCCUGAGUGCGAAAAAGCCUGACAUUUAUAAACCCUCACACGUGCAUUAUAUGGUGGAAGAGAAAGUGAAGAUUUUGGAUCGCGUUGUGGUCAGUGACACAGAUCCUUUAAUGACGUUAGUUGAAAUUGAAAACCAGAAAGAGAAAAGAGAGAAAAUGGAAACAAAUUUAACCAUUGUUACCAGAAAUUCCGAUGGAGAGCCGGGAUAUCAUGAAGAUGAUCAAGUAAAAGUUAACAUUUCUGCUCCAGCAGGUGAUCAACUGGAAACAGAGAUAAAAGACACCAAAGACGGCAAGUAUACAGUAAGAUACACACCACAGUGUGUUGGACAACAUAGAGUAGAGAUCCAAGUUGACGGACAGCCGCUGACUGGUAGUCCCUGGGUUGUGCAGGUGAUUCCGCAUCAGUAUAAAUUUGCGUUUCAAUUUGGAUCAAAAGGAGAGAAGCAAGGACAAUUCAACGAACCUAUUCAUAUUAUAGUGAAUGACAAAACUGAAAGGAUUGCGGUGUUUGACAAAAACAAGGAUAGGUCUCAAGUUUUUGACUUUGAAGGAAAAUUUCUCAAUGAGAAGCCUUGGAUUGCCAUAAACGUGUGUGAUGGCGAGUUUUUCUUUAUCGAUGAAAAAGAAGAUAAAACUUUUCUAGUUUAUGAAGAUGGUAAGCACAUCAGGAGCCUUAACGCGGGGGACGGAGGUUGUGUUGUUUUUGAAAGUGAUGGUCACGUGAUCGCAUAUUUUGACACGGAUGCGAAAACUAUCAAGGUCCUCACUCCUGAUGGCAAACAUGAAGUUCAGUCGUUAAGUGCCCCAAAUUGUGAUGGAAACCAGGAGUUUGUCCUUUACGAUCAACGCAAAUUCUUUGUUCCGGAAGCUCAUCGUGUCAGGGUAUUCAACAGCGCAGGAGUACAUCUCUUUGACAUUGGAGAGGAAGGAUCUGGUGACGGGCAAUUAAUGCGUCCUACUGGUCUUACUAUUGACAAGUUUAACCAUCUCAUCGUUUGCGAUAGCUUAAAUAAAAGACUGCAAGUUUUCACACUUGACGGAAAGUUUAUCGCGAAGAUAGAAGAAAGUUUUUUUAAUGAUAGUUGUCUUGCUGCUUGUGCCGUAUCUAAUACCGGAUAUUUGUUUGUCACUGAUGGCGACAGAAACUGUGUUUAUGUUUUCAAUUAG
This is a messenger RNA of Porites evermanni, 2187 nucleotides long. NCBI's taxonomy places the organism in Eukaryota, Metazoa, Cnidaria, Anthozoa, Scleractinia, Poritidae. The record is from the annotation of a GenBank genome assembly.